This is a messenger RNA of Colius striatus (speckled mousebird), 1631 nucleotides long. RefSeq names its product apoptosis enhancing nuclease (gene AEN). Gene Ontology annotation, molecular function: exonuclease activity; nucleic acid binding. Bases 49 to 1080 code for a protein of 343 amino acids. Lineage: Eukaryota; Metazoa; Chordata; Aves; Coliiformes; Coliidae. The record is from RefSeq and is a predicted model, not a curated record. Gene Ontology annotation, cellular component: nucleus. The transcript has 4 exons.
UGUGAGAGCGGCGGCUUCCGGCAGCGACACGUGUGAGCCGCGGCGGGGAUGCCUCCUGGCAAGGGGCAGAUGGCCUCACUGCUGCCCAGCACGAAGGUCCCCGUGCCCACCCCACCCGGCUCUCAUGGCGGUCCCACCAGCAAGAAGAAGAGCCGUAAGCACCAGCGGUUCAUGGAGCGCCGGGCGCUGCUGGAGCAGAAGGGGCUGCUGAGCCCCCGCAGGCACCGGGGCAGCCAGGCCACCACGACGAGGCCAGAGGCACCCAGCACGCUUACCAAGGCUGAUGGUAGCAUGGCUCUGCGCUGCAGGAAGGCCCCCAAGUCCAAACAGGUCAUCUCCUCAUCCCUGUCCCCAUCCAGCUCUCCAGACAGCAUAGCCAGGCACCACUCCAUGCUGCUGUCCCAGGGGAAGGGCGGCUCCAAGGGGAUACGGACAGCCUCCCCGCUUCUGCGCCCGGGCAAGUACGUGGCCAUUGACUGCGAGAUGGUGGGCACCGGCCCUCAGGGCAGGCUGAGCGAGCUGGCACGGUGCUCCGUGGUCAGCUACGAGGGGGACGUCAUCUACGACAAGUACGUCCAGCCUGAGCUCCCCAUCGUGGACUAUCGCACGCGCUGGAGCGGCAUCACCAGGCGGCACAUGGAGAGCGCGAUUCCCUUCAAGACUGCCCAGGCAGAGAUCCUGAAGAUCUUGAAAGACAAGAUUGUGGUAGGACACGCCAUCCACCACGACUUCCAAGCCCUGAAGUACUUUCAUCCAAAGGACAGGACCCGUGACACCAGCCGGAUCCCCAUGCUGAACCAGAGGGCAGGGCUGCCCAGCAGGGCCUGCGUCUCGCUCAAGAGCUUGGCUGGGCACCUGCUCCACAAAAAGAUCCAGGUCGGCUGCAAAGGGCACUCGUCGGUGGAGGAUGCUCAGACAGCCAUGGAGCUGUACAGACUGGUGGAGGUGCAGUGGGAGACAGAGCUGGCCCGUAGCCUGCCUUCCCGGCCCCCCAGCCCCGACACAGACCCCAGUGCAGACAGCAACCAGUACAUGGAUGACCAGUACUGGCCCACAGACCUGAUGGCAAGCAGCCUCUGAUGGGGAGUCAGCAUCUCCUCCACAUGUUCCAGGCCAUCCUGGUGCCUUCGGCUGUUAGAGGUGGAGGUGGCUGCUGACCUCCUUCCCCAUGGGCUCUGCCUGGCACCCAGCCCCGCUGCAGGCUGCAGCACAAGGGAGUCAGAUGGAAAAAUAGUGACACUUGGACACUGGCAAUAUCCUAAAAAGGCUGUUUUCAGCCUCUUGCUGUUGCACAGAAGUGCACUGUGGCUGUGCCAUGUUCAGCUGUCACUCAGUGCUUGGGGAUGAGCAGGGGCCUGGAAGAGCCCCCCUGGGCCUGCUAUGGCUGCCAGAGCACCUCCCAUGCCCCCUGGGAAGGGGAUAGCCCCACAGUGGGCAAGGGGGAGGGUUGAGCUGUUUUGCUGAUGCCCAAAGGCUGCAAACCAUCUGAGGCCAGUUAAACAAUCAGUUUUCUCCCGGUUUUCUUUGCACCAUGAAGCCUGACGAGGAAGUCGGGGUCACGUCAAUGUUCAGCCUGAACAAGAGCACAGAAUGCACUUAAUUUAAAAUAAACUAUUCACAUGAUUGUCCAA